GAGUAGGGUUGGCUAAGCCUGGCGGGACUUCAUGAUGGCUUUAGUCUUUAGAAUAGCAAUGCAGUCUAUUGGACUUUUAUUUUCUUUGCUGGGAUGGGUUUUAUCUUGCCUUACAAACUAUCUGCCGCACUGGAAGAACCUCAACCUGGACUUAAAUGAAAUGGAAAAUUGGACCAUGGGACUCUGGAAAACCUGCGUCAUCCAGGAGGAAGUGGGGAGGCAGUGCAAGGACUUUGAUUCCUUCCUGGCUUUGCCGGCUGAACUCAGAAUCUCCCGGAUUUUAAUGUUUCUGUCGAACGGGCUGGGGUUCCUGGGCCUGCUGGUCUCGGGGUUUGGCCUGGACUGUUUGAGAAUUGCAGACAGACAGCAGGAUCUCAAGAAGCGACUGUUAAUCCUGGGAGGAGUUCUGUUCUGGACCUCGGGAGUCACAGCCCUCGUUCCAGUCUCCUGGGUUGCCUACCUGACAGUUCAGGAGUUCUGGGACGAGACCAUCCCAGAGAUUGUUCCCAGGUGGGAGUUUGGGGAAGCCCUCUUUACUGGCUGGUCUGCUGGCUUUUCUCUUCUGCUAGGAGGGUGUCUGCUCCACUGUGCAGCCUGUUCCACCCCAGCCCCUGGAGCUUCUAGCCACUAUGCAGUGGCAGAAAUGCAAGAUCACUGUCAACAACUAGAGAUGAAAAGCCCCAACCCAAAAGUCUAAGCCAGGAGGGAUCAGUGGUAUCUACUCUUCAAGGUGAUGCUUGCUCAACUCUGGAUUCGGUAGGAUCUCCUGCUGCACAGUCACCCACUCAUUAUGCUUUUGAUUACCUAAAAUGCACUUUUCCCCUUGUGACUAUUAGUUUCUUUAAAAAACAGUUUCUUUCUAAGACUGGUAAACAACAUUUAUUUUCUACUUGGACCAAAACCAAUCAAGACCUAAUAGUAAUCACAUUCAUUUCUGUAUAAGAGUUCUCUCAAUUUUAAAACAGGCUCAGUGAUUGCACAAAACUGGUAAAUGAAAUGUCAUUUUAGUAGUUACAUAUCUUUGAAGAUAUUAUUCAUAUGGAGUUGAAUAAUUUUGGCAAUUGGAAACAUUACUGCUAAUCAUUUACUUCCUUCAGGUUUUUAGGAUAACCUAUAAUAAUGAAACUAAGAUCUCUCUGCAUAUUUAUCUUAAAUGCAUGACACCUGAUUACACUAAAAAAUUGCUGGCUAUUUAAAGGUUUUGAAUCAUCCUUUUCAAUCAGGGGCUUCAGUGCCUCUAUGGUACCUGUUCCAGAAGUCCUUUACAUUCAUUCAUGUCCUCAAGCAGAGGAGGGCAAUCUUGUGUUCUGGAAGAUUCAUGUAGAAUCUGCCACACAAAUGUGUAUCUGCUUCUGUGUCCUAUGCUCACUUCAUGGUUGACCUUCCUAUCCUCCCCUGGCUCUGAGCAGCCACAGGGGGCAUGGCAGGUCCAGACUGGCGUGUGUGGGCAGAAAGCAUAGUGCCAGCUUAGGUGUGCUAUGCCAGAGCAUGCACUUGGGAGCUUUUCAUUUCCCUUGCACAAGGAAGAUGUUCCAUUUUUCUUCUCUUUAAAGUCAGCAAUACAUAUAGUCCAAAAUAAGAACUACUCAAAGCAAACUUCUGGCUCGGGGAAUUCUUUGUGGAACAUUUUGUAUUUGCUUGAUACAUGAUUCAAGUAAAUUCUUGUGUUUGUGCCAAUCAAGGAAAUUAACUGAACGAUAGGCAACACUAAAGUAUUAAGCAAUAUGUAUCUUUGUUUAAAAAAAUUUGAAUUUUUUCCCCCAUCCGCAAACACAUGGAAAGUGCAGAAACCAAAGUUAAUCUAUGUGAUGUAUUUGCAAACUUUGAUAAACAGGACAAAUUAAAGCA
Molecule: messenger RNA, 1848 nt
Organism: Ictidomys tridecemlineatus (thirteen-lined ground squirrel)
Lineage: Eukaryota; Metazoa; Chordata; Mammalia; Rodentia; Sciuridae
Product: claudin-22
Cellular component (GO): membrane; bicellular tight junction
Molecular function (GO): structural molecule activity
Source: RefSeq, a predicted model, not a curated record